CGUUCAAAUCACUGGUAUGUUCAAUUUCAGUUCCCGAUUCAUGGGGUCGUUUACCUUUUGGCCUAAUGUGGGGCCACACCAUAAGCAUGGGUCAAUUUGAGGAAUGUAUUUCUAUUUCUCGUGCCUUUGACAGCGAUUAUCUGCUUAAAGGAAAAUAUUGUUUGACAAAACUUCCUAUUAAAGGUUUCGUUGAGAAAAUAAACAAAACUUCUGAACUUAGUAGAGCCAUCAGUUACAAGAAAAAAGAUCCCGAAUACUUUGAAUUAGGUAUCUGUGUGCCUAGUUCGUGUUCAGCAAAUAUGGCAGAUAACUUACUUAAAACUAUUAUCAAAACAAUUUUCAAUCAGGACAUUAAAGGUAACCGAACGAUCGAUGAACAAUACUGCAAAGUUGAUGAACCGAUAAAAUUACGCCCUAUUGAUAUUUUUGCCAUUGCUUUUAUUUUGUUCAUCGUUUUCUGCAUGAUGGCUAGUUCGAUAUAUGAUUACAUUCAAACCAAAAAAGGAAGCCGCAAACAUCCGUUAUUUUUGGCUUUUUCCGUUUUAACAAAUGCUAAAAAGGUUUUUUCCGUUAAACAAGUCGAUAGCCCUGAUGUGAUACAUUGUUUUAACGGCAUACGGUGUUUCUCGAUGAUGUGAGUUUGAAUUAAUAUUGUACGCUUCGAUAUCUGUAAUUUUAUUUCUGGAGUCCACAAUUUUGCGCAUCGAAGAAGCAAUUUUUUGUUCAAAAAAAGCACAACCAAUAAAAAAGUGCAACCCAUCCUUCUAUUACUCUGAUAACGAAAGAAAGCUUUCAAAAACCUUAAACUUAUUAUUAAGCUUAAGUUUAGUUUACGGACAAUAAUUUAUUGAAAAACAGUUAAUAUUAAAACAAUGAAUUGAUUAUAUAUCAUAUGAGUUUGUUGUUCGCAUAAUUCGCUAGUUAG
This is a messenger RNA of Glossina fuscipes, 925 nucleotides long. RefSeq lists its product as uncharacterized. Bases 66 to 638 code for a protein of 190 amino acids. NCBI's taxonomy places the organism in Eukaryota, Metazoa, Arthropoda, Insecta, Diptera, Glossinidae. The record is from RefSeq and is a predicted model, not a curated record. The transcript has 3 exons.